Molecule: messenger RNA, 451 nt
Organism: Cooperia oncophora
Lineage: Eukaryota; Metazoa; Nematoda; Chromadorea; Rhabditida; Trichostrongylidae
Source: the annotation of a GenBank genome assembly
AUGGGCGAAAAGAAAGAGAAGAAGAAGAAUGAGGAAACUCCAGCGACACCUGCCGCUGAGCCUUUGAAAGGUGGUGGCUCUCAAUGCGAGGAAGCUGGCAUUCAUCCCAAAAAAGAAGACAGCAAGGUGCAAGACAAUCAGACGUCAAAAAGAAGAAGAGAAAGUCUGUCGACUCUGCUGAAUCCAAUGGUCGAAGAUACUCAUGAACGCGAGAAACCUUCAGAACACUCGAAGAAAAAGAAGAAACAUCAGGAAACCGCAAUCGCACCUGCUUCCAAUGAACAUUCUGAAGAAUCAAGCAUUAUCAAAAAGAAAAAAAGAAAAUCUUCCGACGCUGCUGAGCCAAUAGCUGAAAAUACUCAUCAACAUGAGGAACCGUCAGUACACUCGAAGAAAAAGAAGAAACAUUUGGAGGAGGCAACAGCACCUGUUUCUAGUGAUCAUGCUGAAG